AUGACAAGCGACGAUCAGUUCUUCUUCGACUAUCUUGCGUCGAUACCCCAUGACGUAAGGCGAUAUUCCACUCAGGUUGCCGACUCAAUCGACCAGCAAGUCGACCAGGCAGCCACCGCAAUCCGAAAUACACUGUCCCAGCAAACCUGGCUACCGUCGCAAGUGCGCCCGUCGAUUCGCCAAGCCCACAAAAUGCGCCCGCGCGGAUUCACAGACCGAGUGCAGGACUGGAUGACUCGAAACCGUGCGUGGACGGCGGCUAUCAUCGCGUUUGUUGGUACUGGAGUUGUUUUGUGCUACGGCAACAAGAAAUUGAACGGGAAGAAGAGGAAGGCGAGAAAGGCCGGGAAUGGCGCGCGGAAGGAAAUUGUCGUGAUCGCUGGUUCGCCUCAUGAGCCCAUGACACGCGCUAUUGCCGCAGACCUGGAACGCCGGGGAUACAUUGUCUAUGUGACGGUUUCCUCCGCGAACGAGGAACAUCUUGUUCGGGCAGAAAACCGAGCUGAUAUCAAGGCACUUUGGCUAGAUUUGACGACUAAGAACACUCCCAACUCAUCUGAGCUGCAUCCGUCAUUGCAUGAGCUCCGAUCCUUGAUCACCCAGCCCCAGUCUCCUCAUCCGGGCAUGCCUCCGCACACUUGCCAGCUGAGCGGCGUGGUUAUCUUGCCCUCCCCCAACUUCGCCGCAGGCCCCGUCGCAACCAUCCCGGCCUCAUCGUGGGCCGACACUGUCAACAGCCGCCUUCUUUCUCCCAUUCUCACCGCGCAGAUCUUCCUGCCGCUCUUGACUCUUCGCAACAACAGCAGCGCUCUCGUCUUCGCCUACCCGUCCAUCUCAUCAUCCCUUUCUGCACCCUUUGCUGCACCCGAAGUCGCCACUACCCGCGCCAUCUCCGGCUUUGCGGCUUCUUUGCGUCAGGAACUCCGCCUCCUUGAACAUGGCAAUGUCGACGUUGUGGAGCUUCGACUGGGAAAUGUCGACCUGGGCCCUUCGUACCGAAACGCUCAAAGCCAGAUCGCCGGUACUGAAAUCUUGGCCUGGAGCGCACAGCAGCGAGCUCUUUACGGCCAGCAGUAUCUCUCCAGUGUCGAACAGCGACCUGUUGCGUCUGCAGGUCCUAGUACUGUGCGCGGAUCGCCUGCGCGAAACCUCCACUAUGCCUUGAUGGAUGCUUUGGAGCCGGCUUCCGUGAAUUUCCUCGGCCGUCGGACUCGUAAAAAGGCGGUCAUGUACGUGGGUCGCGGUGCCCGGUCGUACAACUUCAUCGGUGCUUGGGUUCCCAGCGGUCUUGUCGGACUGAUGAUGGGGUAUCGAGGCGGGUAUUCCGUGCCCUCGGGCAGCCCCAGCAGUGGCAGCGAACCCAGCUGGUAG
Molecule: messenger RNA, 1371 nt
Organism: Penicillium argentinense
Lineage: Eukaryota; Fungi; Ascomycota; Eurotiomycetes; Eurotiales; Aspergillaceae
Product: DUF1776 domain-containing protein
Exons: 4
Coding region: 1-1371 (456 amino acids)
Source: RefSeq, a predicted model, not a curated record